Molecule: messenger RNA, 945 nt
Organism: Penicillium robsamsonii
Lineage: Eukaryota; Fungi; Ascomycota; Eurotiomycetes; Eurotiales; Aspergillaceae
Product: ceramidase
Exons: 6
Coding region: 1-945 (314 amino acids)
Biological process (GO): ceramide catabolic process; ceramide biosynthetic process
Cellular component (GO): endoplasmic reticulum membrane
Source: RefSeq, a predicted model, not a curated record
AUGGAUCUUGCCACCAGAACCCCCUUCUGGGGCCCCCAGACAUCCUAUUUGAACACGGUCUCAGAAUUUCCCGGCGGAUUCUCUCCUGCAAAUGCUAAUCUUAGAUGUGAUUGGCUCUUUAAGGACUAUGUGAUCACCAGAUACGUCGCGGAGUUCAUUAACACCCUCAUGCGUUCGAAAUCCACCGGGUAUGCCAAAAACAUCUUGCCUUCAAAUCAACUAAUCCAUCUCGCCUACCUAGUCGUUCUUGGUAUUCACGGUCUAUUGAGGAUCAUCAAAAAUGGCCAAGCGACAGUGGGUCGUUCAAUUCCCUUCUUCGGUUUGAUGGGCGUGGGUGUCUGCUCCGCCGGGUACCACAUGACCCUGAAAUAUCACACGCAAAUGUCGGAUGAAUUAUCAAUGCACCUUCUCACUACGCCGCUCGUGCACCGUCUGCUCACUUUCCAGAAGAGCGAGCAGUACACCCGACUCAUGGGCAUCAUCCUCUUCAUCGAGUUCACCGUCGUCAUGGUUGCGCAUAUGGUCCUGGAUGAGUUCCUUCUCCAUGCGGUGACCUUUGGAUCGGGAGUUCUUCUAAUUGUGAUCUGUACAAUGAGAGUCAUCCCGCGACAAAUUCCAGAUGCCGUGAUUCGGAAGAAUGUUAGGAACGUGACUCGUUUUGGAGUGUUCUGCUUUCUUUUUGGAUACAUGAUCUGGCUCGUCGAUGAGUUCACCUGUAGACAUUUGAUCUCCAUCCGACACUCCAUCGGCCUUCCCUUGGCUUUCCUAUUUGAAUUUCACGGAUGGUGGCAUGUCUUCACGGCCAUUGGUGGAUAUAUUGCCGUGGUGGUUAUCGACAUGCUUACGGCUGGUGAGGUACACGAGGACCCGACUGGCCAGUUUGCCUGGCCUCUUCCGCUUGUUGCCAGGACGAUAGGGUCAUCAGUGUCUAAGAAGGAGAAUUAA